UCGCAGAGUUGUCAUGGCGUCUUUGGGACCGAAGCUGCUGCUGCAAUUUAGCUAAAAUCUGUCGACAGUCUGUACAUCGAAAUGGAGAAAAAUGCAACCCUGCAUCGAGACACUGACGGGAGCUCUUUGUGUGCCACGAUCGCGGAGGAGAUGAGCGAUGUUACGGCUGUCGGCGGAGUGAAAGGAACAGCCGAGAAAUGCAAGAAUAGUGAGGCUUCUCUCAGUACUUUGGUUAACAUUGGUUGUACUAACAGCACCACAAAUGUUGGUGCUCCGUGCGCCGUUAAUGUCAUUUCCACUGCUGGGAAGUCUGACGUGACCGAAGUGAUCGAAGUCCUCCCCGUGCAGGAGGUUAAGAAGAAGGACACCGAGGCGAGUGGGUCGGGGUCCGGGGAUCAGAUCAGUAACGGGAUGGGGCAUGAAUCGGCGCUGGCUGCAGAAGAUAGCGAGGGUGGUGCCUCAAAGUUAGUAAACAACAAACCCGACGGGCCGUGCUCACCUCCCGCUAAGGAGAGCACAGAUGCGCGGGCUGAGUUUACGGCUCGUGGAGAAAGUGAACCGACAAAACUUGCAAAACCGACUCAACUGUGUCCGGACAAUGCAAUCACGGUAAACGUCAAGUUGGCGCUGUCCGGUGAUCACACCUUAUCGGAGGGAUUGCCGAGUGGGAGUGACCCCGAUCCCAGCCUCGCUGGAGAGUCCCGAAGCAUAGAUUCACUCGAGUCCUUCUCCAACCUCAACUCCUGCCCCAGCUCCGACCUCAACAGUGAUGGACUGGAGGACAGAGGACUGGCCCUGGCCCUUCAAAACGAGUACGGGGCUGAUGGGACAAAGACUGCGUGCGCUAAGGACCGGGUCGCCGGCCAGUCCAUAUACCACAUUAAGUGGAUCAAGUGGAGGGAGGAGAACACGCCGAUCAUCACUCAGAACGAGAACGGCCCCUGUCCAUUAUUGGCAAUUAUGAAUGUCCUUCUGCUUGCAUGGAAGGUUAAGAUGCCCCCUAUGAUGGAAAUUAUAACUGCUGAGCAGCUGAUGGAGUACCUUGGAGACUACAUUCUGGAAACCAAGCCUAAAGAGAUAUCAGAAGCUCAGCGGCUAAACUAUGAGCAGAACAUGAGUGAUGCCAUGGCAGUGCUGCACAAGCUGCAGACAGGUCUGGAUGUGAACGUGAAGUUCACAGGGGUGCGCGUCUUCGAGUACACCCCAGAAUGCAUUGUGUUUGAUCUGCUGGACAUCCCUCUCUACCAUGGAUGGCUGGUUGACCCCCAGAUGCAUGACAUUGUCAAGGCAGUAGGCAACUGCAGCUACAACCAGCUGGUAGAGAAGAUAAUAUCCUGCAAACAGUCCGACAACAGCGAACUGGCAGGAGAAGGCAUCGUGGCAGAGCAGUUUCUGAGCAGCACAGCCACCCAGCUGACAUACCACGGCUUAUGUGAGCUCACAUCCACCGUACAAGAGGGAGAGCUCUGUGUCUUUUUCAGGAAUAACCACUUCAGCACCAUGAUCAAAUAUAAGGGCCAGCUGUACCUCCUGGUCACAGACCAAGGUUUCCUGACAGAGGAGAAGGUCGUCUGGGAGAGUCUGCACAACGUUGACGGGGACGGCAACUUCUGUGAUUCUGACUUCCGGUUGCGGCCUCCUUCCGAUCCAGAGACUGUGUACCGAGGCCAGCAGGAUCAGAUAGACCAGGACUAUCUGAUGGCGUUGUCACUGCAGCAGGAGCAGCAAAGCCAGGACCUACAGUGGGAGCAACUCCCCGAGGGCAUCAGUGACCUAGAGCUGGCGAAAAAGCUUCAGGAGGAGGAGGACCGACGAGCCUCCCAGUACUACCAGGAGCAAGAGCAGGAGCAGGCGGCAGCUGCAGCAGCAGCAGCAGCAGCGGCGGCACAGCAGGGGGGCCAGCAGGAGCCUGCCGAGGGAGAUGAGGCGGACAGAGGAGGUGCAGGAGCAGGUGGAGCAGCGGCCGGCGCUGGGACGGCAGCAGCCAGAGCCACCCCCAGCCCGGGAAAACACUCCUCCAGCGGGGAGCGCAAAGCCAAGAAAGAAUCGAAGGAAAAAGACAAAUGUGUUAUUUUGUAACAUACAGCGUGUCUGUGAGUGUGUGUGUUUUGUGCAUUUGCUUAUCUGUGAGAAAGGGGACAGCAUUUGUUUCUCCAGAGACUGGACAUACAACGCGCAGACCCGACUUGACAACAAACAAGGGAAGACGUUUGAGGAGAGGCGCGACAAGACUAACGGAGGUUUUGCUGUUUCCCAAACCACUGGUGCCUGCUAUCCUCUAUCCUCAGUGGAACCUGGACACCAGAGGAAGGGACAUAAAAACAACAACAACAACAACAACUACCCCUUAUCUUUCAUAGAGUCGGCCAAACUUUGUUACAAGCUGAACAGUGCACUAUAUUUGUGAUGUGGGGUCAAGUUUAUUCGGGGUGGUAUGUUUUAUAGCAAAAGACAUAAUCUGAAGGAACAAAAGGUCACCCUCUCACCAUGUCCUCCCCCCACCCCCCCACAAAAUCAAUGAUUUUUAUUUUUUGCAGCUUAUAACCUUUUUUGUACAUUUCAAUAUUUACAAAAAAUAUUUAGACAUCCCACUUUUUUUGUUUCAAUUGAGUUAAGUUGAUGCCAAGACUCACAUUUUAUUUAUGUGUCUGUGUAAGAGCUAGCUUUUGGGAGAGGUUUAUUUUUUGUUUUGUAAGCUGACAGGUAUUUCUCAUAAUAUUGCCUGUUGGAAAUCAGUGUAACACUAUUUGUCUCCCCUCUGAAACACUAUGUACUUAAGGGUUAAUUAAUGCCAGAUAGCUGCCUGAUACUGUAGCUACGCAACAAUACUCAUCACAGCUUGCCCUGUUCAGAUUUGCCUUACCAGAGUAUGGCUGUGUUGUAUUCAGCUCUGUUUGAAUGUGAGUGUGAGUUUGUUUUCACAUCUAUGGUAUGUACAGAACGUGUGGGCUAUGUUGGUAUAAUGGCGUGUGGUAUGCAUGUCUCAUUUGCUGAGCAUCGCUGAUGUAACAAGUUUCAAUUUGGAAAUAGCUAAAACGUUUAUGCCGUAUUCGUUAAGCUACAAAUUCUGGAUGUUUAACGUCUUUUAUGUUGUAAUUUUUUUUCACAAAAACGUUUACGUUUGAGAAAGUCAAACUGAGAAUAAUUGAGGGAUUUUGUCUGAAUCCGAUGUUCUUGUUUUGAUUAGAUGGCAACCAGUUUAGAGUGUAUGGUAGUUUUGUUUUUUCUUUCUCACGGUCUCUUCUGGCAGCUUCCUGAAGAGAUGCAGUAUGCGUGCUGGCACUAUCGUGAUCACCUCUGUUCUUGGUCCUGGAUGUAGUUCCAUUGCAGCCAGGUUUUUGAAAAGAAAUACCACAGAAUUCCACUAUUUGCACGCACUGCUCCUCUAAACUGGGAAAGUUCAUUUUAUAUUUGUGAACAUGUCCUAUUCUUUUCCACAAUCCAGACCAACAUCAGACAUCAUCUGUGACAUCAAGAUAUACAGCAUGCUUUUCGACUUCAUUUACGAUGUUCUUCUGUUAUCUGUGGAAAAUAAGCUGAGCUGUCGGGGGGGGGUAUAGGAUAUACAUAAUGAAUACUGAAAUUCUGUGGUAUCACCUUUUUACUUGUGUGCAUUUCACUGCAGCAUUGAGCGUGCAAACACAUGAUGUACAUAUUUACUUAAUGCAUUCUUAUAAUGGAUUUAGCUAGUGGUGUGUGCCAUUAUUGUACCAUGGGACUGCCUCCUGAGAAAUUUUUCUAUCUAUACAUUCCAAGUGGAUGCCUUGACUCAAGCCUUCUGUUACAGAUGGAGGGAGACAGUUGUCAUAGGAGGGCUUUUUGCAGUGCUUGUGCAGUGGUCUCCAUUAUUUUGUUCAGUGAGAACAAAUUCAGUGUCAGGACAGGACGAUUACAUGGAGGCAGCAGGCUAUCUACUGUUUGGAAACACGUUCUUAUGGGCUUCGUGUAAUGGCUGCAGUUUGAGCUCCUUUUGGCCCUAAUAGAGUGUGUGUGUGUGUGUGUGUGUGUGUGUGUGUGUGUGUGUGUGUGUGUGUGUGUGUGUGUGUGUGUGUGUGUGUGUGUGUGUGUGUGUGUGUGUGUGUGUGUGUGUGUGUGUGUGUGUGUGUGUGUGUGUGUGUGUGUGUGUGUGUGUGUAUAAACGCCUUAGAACAUUUAAACAUAAUUUAUAGGAAGGAAACAGGUGUAUUACCAGAAUGAGACAAUCCAUGCAUUUUUUCACAUUCAGAAAUACUCUCAGGCCUUUUUUCUGAAGGGACAUAUCCUCGAGUGUCUUUAUGUAUUGGCACAGUUCCUCGGCCUGUCAUCACGUUCUCAGUCACAACUUUUAAGUAUCUGUAUGUAUACACACACAACUGUUGUGACACUUUGAAGGACUUAACACUAUAUUCUUUAAGACCCUCAUUGUUGAACUUCACUCUAAAAAAAACAACAAUGAAUCAAGCUGCUCUUCUCGUAACGUGGACUACCUGAUAAAAAAAUAAAAACCUCCAUAGUCAUGGUUAAGGAACAUUUUUAAUCAUGUAGACCUUUCUUCAUUGACUCCUUGGCAGUUUUUUCCCCCACUCCAUGCAGCUUUAAUUAAUAAUACAUAUUAUUAUAAGGUGAAAGCAAGAAAGCAGAGGGAAGGCUUUUUGGCAACAUUGUGCAUUUUUUUUUUUGAGUUUCAUCUCAUUUAUAUCUCAGCCCAUCAAGUGAACAUGCUGAUUAAACAUUCCAGUGGAAGUUUAAAAAAGAUGAAAUGUCACUUAGGGCAGGUUUGAAUUCAUAUGGAAAAUGUUGGUUGGUGUUUGUAUGAGUGAAAAGAGCAAGGAGUGAAACAUGCCACACAUUAUUAUUAUUAAUUAUCAUUAUUAUUUCAGUUUUAAUACUGUGCAUUAGCUUGCUAUCCCUUGUCAUUAUUACCAGAAUUUGAUAUUUUUGUUGUAAUGUGUUUGUUUCACCCUAGUUCCUAAAAUGAAUUGAUAAGAAGGAUAUUGUGUGUUCAGUGUCUCAAAGUGGUUUCUUGUCUGCUUUGUAAAAGUGAUGGUGGGUAAGUGCUGUAAAAAUUUGUGUUUUGACAAGGUGGUUGUUGAACAAAUUGUGGUUGUAAUUGGUUUUGCACUGUUACAUUGAUAUGCACUAACAGAAGAGAAACAUACCUCAUUUUAUACAGAACAUAAAUUGUGCAAGAGUG
Molecule: messenger RNA, 5173 nt
Organism: Micropterus salmoides (largemouth bass)
Lineage: Eukaryota; Metazoa; Chordata; Actinopteri; Centrarchiformes; Centrarchidae
Gene: mindy2
Product: MINDY lysine 48 deubiquitinase 2
Exons: 9
Coding region: 82-2079 (665 amino acids)
Biological process (GO): protein K48-linked deubiquitination
Cellular component (GO): cytosol; cell periphery
Molecular function (GO): cysteine-type carboxypeptidase activity; K48-linked deubiquitinase activity; cysteine-type deubiquitinase activity
Source: RefSeq, a predicted model, not a curated record